Messenger RNA from Laccaria bicolor S238N-H82, 252 nucleotides. RefSeq lists its product as uncharacterized. The record is from RefSeq and is a predicted model, not a curated record. Lineage: Eukaryota; Fungi; Basidiomycota; Agaricomycetes; Agaricales; Hydnangiaceae. The transcript has 3 exons. The coding region runs from base 1 to 252 and encodes 83 amino acids.
AUGGCAUCUCGAGGCACCGCAACGACGCUCUGUUCUUUCCCUCAUCCUAAGCUCCAGCCGGGAUCAUCGAUUUUUAAUUUUCGACGCAAGAAUUCAUCCGUUCUCAUAAGAGUCAGAGGCUUUAGAAGUGCAUUUCUGAAUACACGCGUAGUCGUCUUUGUCCCCGAUGUGGUGAGGAACGAAUCACAGUCCAUGUCUUUGGAUACUUCAUCGUUGACGCUUGGCCUCCAGUUUCCGGCAUCACAUGCAUGA